AUGUCCUUCAAACUCCCCAGCAAUAUCCCUUCCUUCUCCUCCUCCCAGCGCGAGUAUGAGGACGGCUACUGGCGCGCUACAAGAGCCAACGUCGACAACCACGGUUUCUCCUUCACCAGCUUCAUGAACCCGGACAGCAACAGCAAUCCGCCCAUGUACAAAGACAAACCACAUUACGCCUCACGGCGGGUCCGGAGACGGCGAAAAAUUACCUGGGUAUUGGCUGGGUUGGUGUUCUUGGGUAUUGUGUGGGUGCUUGUGCAUAUGACGGCACCGGGGAAGGCGGUGCGAAUGAAAACUACUAAGCAUGGGGACAAUUUGUGGAAGUGGAUGAGAGCACUGGAGAAGGAGAAAGGGGGGUUGUUUGAGGGGGAUGAGAGGGAUGGAAAGGGAGUGGUGGAUUGGGCGGCGAGAAGGGAGAAGGUUCGAGAUGCGUUUAUCAUUAGUUGGGACGAUUAUGCGUCCCAUGCUUGGGGCCACGACAUAUACAAACCGCUGAGCAAGAAGGGUGAAGACAUGGUCAAGGGCGGAUUGGGCUGGAUAAUCGUCGACUCGCUGGAUACAUUGAUGAUCAUGAACCUGACAUCCCGUGUGCAAAAUGCCAGGAAUUGGAUCCAUACCUCUCUCCGCUAUGACCAGGACCAUCCUGUCAAUACUUUCGAGACGACCAUUCGAAUGCUCGGUGGCCUCCUCUCUGCGCAUUAUCUGUCGACGACAUACCCCAACCUCGCCCCGAUUGCAGGCGAUGAUGACGGAGCUCCCGGCGAGGAUCUGUAUAUCGAAAAAGCCACAGGUCUUGCUGACCGACUGCUUGGCGCAUUUGAAUUGCCAUCCGGUGUACCAUAUGCGAGUAUUAACCUUAAUACGAGCGUAGGCGUAGAAUCCCACAUGGAUUUCGGUGCCUCUUCGACGGCUGAGGCAACCACCCUCCAGCUAGAAUUUAAGUAUCUUGCGAAACUUACGGGGGAGGCAAACUACUGGGAGAAAGUGGAGAAGGUCAUGGAGGUUGUCGAAGCAAAUGGAAUGGAGGAUGGUCUCGUUCCUAUCUUUAUUGAGCCAAGUUCAGGAAAAUUUAUGGGCCAGAAUAUCCGGCUGGGGAGUCGCGGGGACUCGUACUACGAAUACUUGAUUAAACAGUAUCUCCAAACUUCUCGUGAAGAGCCGAUCUACCUUGAUAUGUGGAAUGAAGCGCUCAUGGGCAUCCGCGAACAUCUUGUCACAUAUACGAAACAUGCUUCUCUCACAGUCAUUGGCGAGAGGCCGAACGGUCUCAAACAUGAGCUGGUUCCAAAAAUGGACCAUCUCGUCUGCUUCAUGCCCGGCACCAUCUCCCUCGCCGCGACAGGUGGCCUGCCAAUCUCCCAAGCUCGGAAGACCCCAGGUUGGGGCCACAAGCAAGAGGAAGAAAUCCUCCUCGCCAAAGAACUCAUGAAAACCUGCUGGGCCACUUACGUCGCAACAAACACAGGCCUCGCGCCGGAAAUCACCUAUUUCGAGAUCGACGACCCACCCCGUAUGAUGAAAAAUGUGUUCCCGGACUUACGCAAGAACCCCGCUGCUGCCAAAUCUGCCAAAGCAGAUUUGCACCUAACAUCCAAACCCCUCUAUCCACUCACGGACGCCAACAGCGCGUGGCGCAAGGACGUCGUCAUCAUGCCGCAGGACAAACACAACCUCCAACGCCCCGAGACCGUCGAGUCACUGCUGUACAUGUACCGCAUCCUCGAAGACGACACGUACCGGCACUGGGGCUGGCAGAUGUUCAAGAACUUCGUGAACCACACCUCAAUCAGCGUGCAGGAUAGAGACCCGCCGAUCCGCGACCCGCACAAUAAGAACGCAGAUCUAGAGGCCAAGCGGAGGAUGCCCUCGUCUCACAUACGGGCGUUCACGUCGCUGGAUAAUGUCGAUGUUAUACCUGCGGCGCAGAGGGAUAACAUGGAGAGUUUCUGGCUGGCGGAGACGUUGAAGUAUUUCUACUUGUUGUUUUCGGACAGGGAGUUUUUGCCGUUGGAGGCGACUGUGUUUAAUACGGAGGCCCAUGUGUUUCCGCGGUUUCAGAUGGGGCAGUUGUUUAAGACUGGGUGGAAGCGGAAGCAUGGGAAGGGGAGUUGGCUUUCGUAA
Molecule: messenger RNA, 2124 nt
Organism: Histoplasma mississippiense
Lineage: Eukaryota; Fungi; Ascomycota; Eurotiomycetes; Onygenales; Ajellomycetaceae
Product: mannosyl-oligosaccharide 1,2-alpha-mannosidase
Exons: 3
Coding region: 1-2124 (707 amino acids)
Biological process (GO): carbohydrate metabolic process; N-glycan processing
Cellular component (GO): endoplasmic reticulum; membrane
Molecular function (GO): calcium ion binding; mannosyl-oligosaccharide 1,2-alpha-mannosidase activity
Source: RefSeq, a predicted model, not a curated record